AUUUGCGACUUGAAGUCAACAAAAUUGAACUCCUCUCUUCGGUCUCGUGAACCAAAAACUUUCCAGAUGCCGGCGAAAUUCUCUCCGCCUUCGAUAAUAGCCCUAGCGUUCUUCAUCCUCUUCGCCGGAAAAUCCCUCUCCGGAGAAUUACGGCCCUCCGAUCAUGGCCUACAGUACCAGCUCAGCUCUCCGCCGACUCCAGCUGGAGCCAAAUCUCCGCCGGAGAUGCUCUCUUUCUUCGGGCAAUCUCCGUCUCCUCCGCCGUCGGAUUCUCGGCUCCUCCCCAAGGCGGCGAAGGACGACGACGACGACUCGUGGUGGCGAGAGGGAGCUGGAAACCGCCGUGAUCGGGUGAUGAGGCACGUGUUCCUGGCGGCGAGCAUCCUCUGCGGUGUUUCCGCCGCCGCGCUUCUGGUGGCUCUCACCGUUAUUUACUACUUCAGAGAGACAGCUUCUCCGACAAAUGAGAAGAAGCCUAAACAUAGAAUCUCUACCAACUUGCCCGAGGGGGGAUUCCUCUUUCUCACAUCGUCUCUAAUUUUCAGGGACAGUUUCCAUAUUUGCAUUCUCAUUCUCAUCUCCAAAAUGGCUAUGAAGAUGAAAGGCAUCUACAAAGGCUUCAAAUGCAUCUCCCAAAUGUUUGCGGUUGUAAAAGAUAGAGAGAUGGAGAUUGGUUACCCUACUGAUGUAAAACACGUAGCACAUAUUGGAUGGGAGGGCUCCUCUGGCAGCGCUCCUGGUUGGAUGAGUGAGUUUAAAGCUGGGCCUGAAUUGUUGUCACCAAGGGCAUCCUCCUUUGGUAAUACAAGAAAUUCCAGUUCCUUCUUCUCCACUUGCUCCUCUACCGAUUUUGAUCAAGCAUCGUCACCGACAACGUUGGAGACACCGAGGGAAACGGGGCCCGUAGUUCUUCCAAACAUCCAGAACGCGAAGAGAAAAAACAAGAAGAAGAUCAAAUCUUCGUCUACGUAUACGACAACAGGGAGUUUGAAUUAGACGAAUUUAUGCGUGGUUUUUGAAAAAAAAUGGAAUAUACACACAAGCCAUUGCCAUUAUCAUCAUUUCUUCAUUUUUAUUUUUUUUUGUGAGACAAUUUGUAGAGAUUGGAAUUUGAGAUUGUUUCAUGUCCUUUUAGGAAGACUUGUAUAGAAAAAAGAACGAAUAUAUUCUGUGUGGAGUU
This is a messenger RNA of Tarenaya hassleriana, 1180 nucleotides long. RefSeq lists its product as uncharacterized. The transcript has 6 exons. Bases 67 to 996 code for a protein of 309 amino acids. The record is from RefSeq and is a predicted model, not a curated record. Lineage: Eukaryota; Viridiplantae; Streptophyta; Magnoliopsida; Brassicales; Cleomaceae.